GCCGUGGAGGGGCGAGACACCACCGGCUCACACCUUGAACCCCGACACAGUGAGGGGAGCUGGAGCGAGGCAAAGUUCUCCCCGCCCACGGCGCGCCCCUGAAAGCUGUCACGGACCUCCACCUGACCUUCCAUUGACCUGCCCCGCCCCCCCCUCCCCCCACACACCAUGCAGCCUUCGGAUAGUGAGGAUGAGUUGGACGCCCCCGAUGGUCCGGGGGCGUCCCACAUCCCGCCCACCAUCUAUGUUAUUAAGUUCCAUCCAUCCACUGCGCGGGAAGCGAUUGAGUGGCUGAUAGAAAGGAUCGAAGCUAAGAAUAAGUAUGGAGGAGCAGAGUUGUUGGUCAGAUGUGAGCCGCAGAAACACUCCCAGGGCGUCAUCAUGCACGUGUCAGCCACCAAGAUCAAGCUCCUGGAGGUGGCGGAAGCGGUGGAGCUGCAGAAGAGGGCGGCCAGUGGGCUAAUACAGGAGUUUAGCGUGCGUGACCUGGACCAGUUCCUGUACUCGGGGCAGACGUUAGACACAGUUCUGACGCCUGGAGAGAGAGAGUUCUGCGUCAGGCACGAACUGGACGCCCUUAGAGCCAAACAGGAGGAGGGCCACGUGCCUGGUUACCCUGGCAUCAAGUUGUACCCUGGACAGCCUCUGCUCAGCGUUUACCUGGAGGAGCAGUUAAUUACGGACCUCUUUCCCCUGCACGAUCGUCAGGUGUUGGAAAACUUGGCAAGCGACUGGUACAAGGCCAUCUUUCAAGGGGCGCCGCUGGAGCGGCUCCUCCCCAGCCUGGGCCUCCCCCCCCUCCCCUUCCCCAAGAAACAGAAAGAUGUCCACGAGGAAGCACCGUCCGACUAUUCACCGUACGAAGAUAGGAUUCGAAACUACUUUGGGGAAUCCGUGGCGAUGUACUUCAGUUUCCUGGGCUUCUACACGCUGGCCCUCACCCUCCCCGCGGCCCUGGGUGUGGCGCAGCUGUUCCUUUCAGUCGACACCCUUACUGAAUAUGCUCUCUUUGCUGCAUUCAAUUUAGUAUGGGUGACCGUCCUUCUAGAGCUUUGGAAGAGGCGGUGCGCUGGCCUGGCAUACAACUGGGGCACACUGCAACACCACCAGAACCUGCAAGCUACCAGACCAGCCUUCAAGGAGAUGACCCAACACCCCAUCACUGGAAGGUUCGAGCCAGCUUAUCCUGAAUGGAAAACACGUAGCAAGCUGUACAUGGUGUCUGCUCCUGCUGUGGGCGUGUGCGUGGUGGGAGCGCUGUGGGUGAUGGUGGCGGCUUUCUUCGCGGAGGAGCAGCUGAUAGACUGGAAGAAGAGGUACGGGUCGGUGGCUGGCAUCUUCACCCACGUCCCAUCCGCCUUCUACGCCUGCCUUGUGUGGCUCAUGAACUACUACUACAGGAGGCUGGCCACGCUGCUCACUGACUGGGAGAACCACCGCACUCAGGAGGCUUAUGAGUGGCAUCGAGUGGCGAAGCUAGUUAUCUUUGAGUUUGUGAACAAUUUUUCCUCACUGUUCUACAUCGCGUUCUACAUUCAAGACAUGGACAUGCUCUGCUCGCAAGUGGCCACGAUGCUGAUAGUCACCCAGAUGAUCAACCACUUUCAAGAGGCGCUGCUGCCUUACGUGGUGAAGCGAGCCUACAACCAGUUUGCAGAGGAGGUCCUGGGUCACCUGAAGCAGCACCCUCUCACGGCUCACCUAUUUGAGGAGCAGGUGAAGGUGGUACACGGUGCGCCGCCCGAGGAAGAGGGCAUCACAGUGCUCGCCCUUGACCCCAAAGACCCGAGGAUUGUGCAGGCCAAGGAGGAGGCUGACCUUGAUCCUUAUUUGGAUUGCUACGAGGACUAUCUAGAAAUGUUCCUUCAGUUUGGCUACGUGUUCCUGUUCUCCUCGGUUUAUCCUAUGGCAGCUUUCUGGGCGGUGCUAAACAACAUAUUGGAGCUCAAGACUGAUGCAUUUAAGCUUUGCCGGGUGUUCAGAAGGCCGAGAGUGAAGAAAGUAGCGUCCAUUGGUGUCUGGCAGGGGGCAUUUGAACUCCUCGGUGCUGUGGCGGUGAUGACAAACUGCGCGCUGCUGUGUCUGUCCCCGCGUGUGAGGCCUCUAGCACCUUCAGCCUCGGCAGUGGAGUGGGUUCUGAUCUUCGUGUUUCUGGAGCAUGUGAUUCUGGCUAUUAAGAUGACGCUUAUGUGGGUUGUGCCUGGCAAGCCGCAGUGGGUUCGCCAGGCUUUGGAGAAGGUGGCUUAUCAGGCUAAACUCGCUCUGAAGAAUGAGCGAGGUAAGAAAACAAGACGCCACCUCUCCCGCCGCUUCAGGAGUGUUCACGGCAUGCCUAGGUCCGGGUCACGCUCCAGGGGCACCACUCCUGUAGCGCAGAAUGGGAGCCUUCGCCAUCGUUCACCACCAAGAGGAGAAUACAGAGAUUACUAAAAGGCUCUCCUGGUGAACUCUUGCACCCCCACGUCUCCACCACCACUUCGAACCCCCUCACUGUACUUGUUAAUGGUGAUCCUGUAUGCGUGUCACCGUUUUGAGUUCAUUUCGGUGAUUUUUUUGGUGAUUUUUUGGUGGUUCUGUUGGGUUUAUCAGCGUCCGUGUCUGUUUUUUUUUUUUUUUUUUCCUGGUGUGUGUCUAGUCUUGUCAGUGCUUCUCAUCACCAGUUUGAGUCGCGGUCUUGGUGAUUUUGUGGGGGGGGGGGUUUGUGUGUAUCUGUGUCAUUGUUUUGGUUGCUUGGUGAGUGUCUAAGGUAGUCGACACCUUCCCCGUGCUUUUACUGGCUUUUUGGUGAGUUUCUAAGCUUACCAACUCUUGUAUCACCAGUUUGUGUCCCGUUAUUGGUGAUUCUGUUAGUUUGUCAGUACGUGUCACCGUUUUAACUCCGUGGUGAGUGUCUAGACUUGCCAACAUAUGGAUCACCAAUCCGAGACCCGUGCAUUUGUUCCCUGGUGUAUUUGUAAACGUAUUAACACCAUCAUCACCAGCUGGAAUGGUGACAGUGGCUACCUGGUGUCUCUCUGAACUGUAGCUGUAUCACCACUAGUUCGACACCUCACCAAAUGUUCCUAGUGACUUACUGGUGAAUUUCUGAACCUGCCAACACCAGCACCACCAGCUCAACACCAGUUCCUCACCAAUUCUACACCAGUUCUACACUUCACGACCACUAUAAGGCAUCUAAGUGUCGUAUAGAAGAGAAAACCGACGUAUCAGCCACAAGAUGCAAGCAGUGUGUCACCCAUCCAGCCCCCUCGGACCUCCUCAGCCACCCCCCAGCUCCUCAGCCCCCAGUCCUGAGUUUAAGCAAAGGUUAGAUCAUCUCCCCCCACUUCCUGCCUCUCCACACGCCUCCUCGUCCUUGCUCCGCCCUCUUUUGGCAGGAAAUGCAAGUUUAACGAUAGGAAGUUGUCAAGAGUGUCUUCUAGUCAUCCUCACGUCAUUUAGAAGCAAUCCAAUCCUGUUUUUAUUGCUAAGGUUCACGAUCCUAAUACUAAAUGGUCAGUAAGGGGGAUUUAAACCUUUAUUUCUCUCUUAUAAAAGAAUCUAGUCAUCCUCACGUCAGUUAGAAGCAAUCCAAUCCUGUUUUUAUUACUAAGGUUCACAAUCCCAAUACUUUCUCUCUUCCAUAUUAAAGAAGGGGAAUUUAAA
Messenger RNA from Portunus trituberculatus (swimming crab), 3645 nucleotides. It is a transcript of the gene Axs, whose product is annotated as anoctamin-10-like. Lineage: Eukaryota; Metazoa; Arthropoda; Malacostraca; Decapoda; Portunidae. Gene Ontology annotation, biological process: chloride transmembrane transport. Gene Ontology annotation, molecular function: chloride channel activity. Gene Ontology annotation, cellular component: plasma membrane. The record is from RefSeq and is a predicted model, not a curated record.